Corylus avellana is the source of this 2074-nucleotide messenger RNA. It is a transcript of the gene SUFE2, whose product is annotated as sulfur E2. The record is from RefSeq and is a predicted model, not a curated record. Lineage: Eukaryota; Viridiplantae; Streptophyta; Magnoliopsida; Fagales; Betulaceae.
UUCAGAUUCAGACACAGAGACAUCGAAACGGUGCGGCAUGCGCGCUUCAUGGAUCUCCCAUUUACCAGCUCAAUCAAUCGCUCGCACUCUUAACGAACUUGUCGCUUUUUUCUUUGUUUCUCUGGCUCUGUCCAACUCGGCACCUUGUCUGACAUUUCUAGCGUGUUGAUUUUCUCGCUUCUUCUUCACUGUCGCGUAACUUUCUCUCUGUCCAAACAUGAUAUCUGCUUUCUUAAACACAGCGCUUCCUCUUUCUUUUUCUUCUUCUUCGCGCUCUGUGAAACUAACGAAUCACAAUGAUCCAGGCCCUAAGCGGACGAAAUUGAAAUUUAUUAUUAAUCAGGAAAGAAAAUUUGCAUUUAUGCCUUUGAAAUGCAUUUGGAACUCGGAUUUAGAAUGGAAUGCUCGAAACCAUAGCUUCUGCGUAUCAUGCUUGACCGCGACGGAGGUUCCGUUAGGUUCCUCUGAGGUGGUCGCCGAUAGGCUCGGCCGCGUGGUGUCGGAGUUCAGGUCACUGACGGAGCCAAUCGACCGCGUGAAGCGGCUGUUGCACUACGCGGCGCUGCUUCCGCCGGUGGACGAGUCGGUUCGGUCGCAGGAGAACCGCGUGGCCGGGUGCGCCACGCAGGUGUGGGUGGAGGCGGAGCUGGACGAGCUCGGGCGCGUGAGGUUCGGGGCCGAUAGCGACUCGGAGAUAUCGAAGGGGUUCUGCUCGUGCCUGAUUCACCUGCUGGACGGCGCGGAGCCCGAGGAGGUGGCGAAGGUGAAGCCCGAGGACCUGGCGGACCUCAACGUGGGCCUGCACGGGAAGGCCCAUUCGAGGGUGAUCACGUGGCACAAUGUGCUGAUUGCUAUGCAGAAGAGGACCGCCGCUUUGGUCGCUGGCUCCGAGCGAGAGCGAAGCCCACCCUUGGAGCAGUCCUUUCCUUCAUCUUUGGUUGCCACCGCCGAAGCUCAGAUACCACAGUCAAGAUGGCAGAAACUGGAUGCCAAUUUAUCACGAUCCUAGGUGUGGAUUCUAUGUCAGAAAAUAUGCUUGGAUUAUUGAUCAAGCUGGCUUUGGGAAGGUUGGUGUAUACAGGAUCUCAAUUGAACGUAUUAGCUGCUCUCUGGCAAUAUUGUAGCCGUCCUGCAUAUAUGUACUUUCUCGAGGCAGCUGCAGUUUCAUCUCCUUUCUUUGCUUGUUAUAUAUGCAAACACUUAAGAGAGAAAAGCAUGUACUCGAGAACUUGUACCAACAUUGCCUGUACUUCUAAAUUUGUGCAAAUUCUUCAGAUUAAACAUAUGAUAUGGACCUGUGGCUCGUACAUGGCUGCAAACAUUGCCAAGUAGGUUCAGCAGAUGGCUAUUAUGGAAAAUGAAGAGAUUGCUGAGAUACAUCCAGAGCACUAUCAGAUUCCAUGGAAUUAUUGUUGCCUUGCCUGCACUACUACAAUUCACAAGUCACUAAAUUUUCCAUACCAGGAUGGUAAUGUAUUGUACAUAACCUAUUUGGAAACGAGCUCUUGGAGAAGAUAAACAUAUUCUGAUGCAUAGCUGACAGCUCAUUUUGAAGUUCAAAUGGAGAUGUUUCCCGAGCAAUUGAAUCAGAAAGAAUAGGAAUGCAAGUUGUGGAUUCUACUCGAAUCAUAUUUGGGUUUCAUCAAGCAAAGGUUCAAGAGGCUUUGGCCCUGUGGAUAUAAAUCUUCAUUAUCACCUUCAAAUUUUUGUUUGGUACCGGCUCAGUUCAAAGGUUUUUUUUUUUUUUUUUUUUUUUUUUGAAGUCCUUAACGUUUUAGGACAACCCAUCUGGGGGGGUGGGGUGGUGGUGCUUGGAUAUGUAUUGUCUUUAGUGUUCUAAAUUUUUGAUUUAAUUUCAUCUGUGGUUUGUCGAGGAAGUUGCCUCCAAAACGUGGUAUCACCCUAUUGGGCUGAGAGGAUUGAAGAUAAAACAUGAUGAAAAGCAAACCUAGCAAACCUAGACAAAGGGGAGUAAUGGACGAGUCAACUUUUGAGAUGCUUAGCUAGCCUCCGAAAAGAACAAGAGCUAUGAAAAAAGUUGACUUUUAUGUGUUUGGAGUAACAAGCGAAUAGA